UGAUACGUCUGUUGUUGGAAACAACAAUGCCUUGGAGCUUGCUGCCCUAGACCGGGAACUGUUUAUGCGAUCAAGCCUGCUACAUCUUCGUGUUCCUUUCUGUGGCCACUUCUAAUCUUGUUGCCACUGCUCUUGCUCAGAAGACAUCUUUCUAGACUUCUAUUUAUCUCUUUGACAUGUGGGAUCGGCAUGCUUUUGUUCACAUGGUUUGGGGCGGCUACUUUAAUUGCUGGUAACGUGUACAACAGAUUUUGCAGACUUCUUUCUAUAAUUCUUAUAAUUUUUUGUAAAAAGAGAGGCUAAGGUCACAUGAUUAUGUUUUGAAUCUCGAUAUGUUUUGAAUUUCGAAAGUGCCAUAUUUGUUUACAUCCUUAUAUACUUGUUAUUUUUUUUGAUGUGUGUAAAUUUCAUUGCGACAUUCACAAUGCAUUUAUUAGUGAGUUGUUGCAGUACGUUGCAGUGAUUUUGAUGCUCAAGUCCUUGAACGACAAGGGUUACAACACUCUUGCAAUCAACACACCCUCUUUUAAGCAAAUUAUUUUCAUAAUUAACUUGGCUGCACCUAUUGCGCUCACAAUGGUGUCCAAUAUAUUGUUUUACACAAUUAUAAGUUUCUUGGCAACAUCGUUGGGACCGGUAACCCUAGCUGCUCAUCAGGUGAUGAUGGGGCUUUAUAUCCUUUGUACAACGUGGGGAGAGCCUCUUGCACAAACUGCUCAGUGUUUCAUGCCUGCCCAUAUCUGUGGUGUUGACCGUAACUUGCAGAAGGCAAGAGACUUGUUGAAGUCCUUGAUGAAGAUCGGAAUUAUUGUCGGUUUUACGCCAGGGUGCUGCGCUAUAUCAGUACCCUGGUUUUUUCCUCAAAUCUUUACAAAAGACCUUGGUAUUAUCGCUCAGAUGCGUUUAGUGUCUGUUCCUUUCCUUUUCAGCUUGAUGAUUACUCCACCUACACUCUCUCUGGAGGGCACUUUGCUGGCUGUCAGAGACCUGCAUGCAAGGAUGCUAGCAGCUUCGGUUUGCAAGGAUGCUAGUCACUUCGGUUUGCAAGGGAGCUGGUGGAUGCUAGCAGCUUUUCAAUGGACUCGUUUCUUCCAGGCGUAUUCUCGGUUGCAUUCGUCACGAAGCGUUUUAGCGAAUCCUCCGUUAUCGCACGACGAAGGUUCACUGUUGCAGGUCGCGUAAAGGAGCACGAUAUUUCUUUGAAGCUGACUAAGCAGGAGGGCUACUACUGAGUCUAUCCAUCUUUAUGUAUGUACUUGUGCACAGAUCAUUACUCUCAGUUAGUGAGGCCGCAAUAUGCUAGUUGCCAUGGGACGGCCAUCAUUCUUCGUAGUCAGCAAUUAUCAUUUGACAAGCUGCUUGGAUGAAGGGCUCAUUCGUACCGGAUUCUUCUGGGGCAGUCAGUUUCAUUUUUCUACAUCGAAUCAUGCACCCCAUAAAAUGAUUCAAGUAGCGGGCGAUGGCUAAAAUUCAUUCAGGACGUGUAGAACACCUAAAAACUCAUGGCUGAGCUAUUUAAUUCAUCUGUCGAAGAACGAGAUUCCACCGCGUUUAUAAAUGUCGUCACUUUCUCCCUCCGAAA
Molecule: messenger RNA, 1582 nt
Organism: Physcomitrium patens
Lineage: Eukaryota; Viridiplantae; Streptophyta; Bryopsida; Funariales; Funariaceae
Source: RefSeq, a predicted model, not a curated record